GGGUCCCUCUUUCUCUUUCUGUUUGAUUCCGUCAUUGAUGCGGGAGCCUGAGGCUCGGGGAGCUUUUGUUCUUCAGAGUUCUCCAUCAACGGGAACUUACCUCUGGAUCCAACAAAAAAAAAAGAGAAAAGGGCACUUACAUCUGGGAGAAAGAAAACGUUCGAAAGAAGAUGCCAGACUUUCAGUUGGAAUCUCACACAUUAAAAUCUCAUGGAGUCAAAGUGGCUAAAGUGCACAAAUAUGAUUGGUUAAUUCUUCUGCUUCUUGCUGCGGUUGAUAUAACUUUGAAUGUUAUAGAGCCUUUCCACCGUUUUGUUGGCGAGGAAAUGAUGACUGAUCUGAAAUACCCUUUUCAUAAGGACACCAUACCUUUUUGGGCUGUUCCAAUUUACGCAGUAAUCUUGCCUCUUGUCAUCUUUCUCCUGUACUAUUUUUGCAGAAAGGAUGUUUAUGAUUUGCACCAUGCCAUAUUGGGUCUUUUCUAUUCUGUUCUUAUAACUCUUGUUAUAACCGAUUCAAUCAAAGAUGCUGUUGGUCGCCCCCGUCCAAACUUCUUCUGGCGGUGUUUCCCUGAUGGAAUAGGUGAAUUUGAUCCUGUCAGUGGCAAUGCUAUGUGUAAUGGAGAUAAGAAAGUUAUCAAGGAAGGACAUAAAAGCUUUCCUAGUGGGCAUACUUCAAUUUCAUUUGCAGGUCUUGGUUUCCUUGCAUGGUAUUUGUCAGGGAAAAUUAAAGUGUUUGAUCGUAGGGGCCAUUCUGCAAAGCUCUGCAUAGCAUUUCUUCCGUUACUCUGCGCUGCUCUUGUGGGAAUCUCUCGUGUGGAUGACUACUGGCAUCAUUGGCAAGACGUCUUUGCUGGAGGUCUUAUAGGAAUUACCAUAGCUUCAAUUUGUUACUUGCAGUCCUUCCCUCUUCCAAACCAGCACGAUGGGUGGGCACCUCAUGCAUAUUUUUCCAUGCUGGCUGCAGAGAGGAAUGGUGGCCAAUCCAUGUCCCCGGCCACAAGGGCUAAUUCUCUUCGUAUGCGGAGAACAGAUAUGGACAGUCCAGAUUUCACUCCACGAGAUACCAGUCCACCACCCCACCAAUUACUGGAAGAAAUGGAAACUGGGAGAAGAUACUGAUUUUGCAGUUGUAUAUAUCAAAUAGAAAUAAUGACUUACUUCAGGAAGAUACUUUGUAGAUGCAGAACUUCAUUUGAUGACUGUAGCUCCCAACUUCAUUCUUUAUUCAAUGAAAUUUUUUCCAUGUCUUGCUUUCCAA
This is a messenger RNA of Prunus mume (Japanese apricot), 1260 nucleotides long. Its product is annotated as lipid phosphate phosphatase 2. Gene Ontology annotation, biological process: phospholipid dephosphorylation; phospholipid metabolic process. Gene Ontology annotation, molecular function: phosphatidate phosphatase activity. Gene Ontology annotation, cellular component: membrane. NCBI's taxonomy places the organism in Eukaryota, Viridiplantae, Streptophyta, Magnoliopsida, Rosales, Rosaceae. The record is from RefSeq and is a predicted model, not a curated record.